Messenger RNA from Solanum dulcamara, 684 nucleotides. Its product is annotated as glucan endo-1,3-beta-D-glucosidase-like. The record is from RefSeq and is a predicted model, not a curated record. Bases 138 to 473 code for a protein of 111 amino acids. The transcript has 4 exons. NCBI's taxonomy places the organism in Eukaryota, Viridiplantae, Streptophyta, Magnoliopsida, Solanales, Solanaceae.
CCUUUUUCUCUCCUUAAAAUGUUGCAACUUUUUUUCUCACUGAAAACCUCAACAAUCACUUUCUCUGCAAAUUUGAAGAUAAUCAAAGUCUGUUUUUCUCUUUGCUCAACAAGUACAACAACAUUCAAUUAUUACCUAUGGCUAAAGCAACACUCAUUAUUUUCCUUCUAUUAUCCCACUCAGUGUGGACAUUGGUGUUAGCAAAUGAACAGAAAACUUGGUGUGUGGCUAAACCUUCAUCAGAUUCAAAAACAUUAGAAGAAAACAUAAAUUAUGCAUGUUCUCAAGUAGAUUGUAGAAUCUUGCAAAAGGGUUGCACUUGUUCUUCACCAGAUAAUCUCAUGAACCAUGCUUCUAUUGCCAUGAAUCUUUAUUAUCAAGCUAAAGGAAGAAACCAUUGGAAUUGCCACUUUGGUAAUUCCGCCUUAGUUGUCUUGACAGAUCCAAGUUAUGGCAGCUGUAUCUAUGAGUGAAGACAUGAUUAGGAUAAGCAGCUAAAUAAAGAGGCCAUUCUUUUGAUCUCUUUUGGGUGACCAAUUGUUAUUUAUUCAAAAUGUAGUCAUGUACAACAACCCCCCUUUAAUAUCAGUAAAAAAAAUCUUGUAUGCAUGCUUGAUUGAUAUCUUGCAAUUUAUAAAGGACUUUCUAACGUUGUUAGUUUAAUGGGGUUAAUUUUGCAAAUGA